Molecule: messenger RNA, 1863 nt
Organism: Mobula hypostoma (lesser devil ray)
Lineage: Eukaryota; Metazoa; Chordata; Chondrichthyes; Myliobatiformes; Myliobatidae
Exons: 3
Coding region: 1016-1756 (246 amino acids)
Source: RefSeq, a predicted model, not a curated record
CCUGCCCCGCAGUGACGUCACGACGUAGCACUCUUGCACCGCGGUGAAGACGUCCUGACCUAGCCCAGAACCCGCCACGCAAUGACGUCACCGCGCGGCCAACUUGCCCCACUGUGUUGUCGCUCAAAUCCGCAGGCAGUGUUUUGUUCCCGAACCCGGCCCACAGCCGACCUGGCCCGCAGUGACGUCAGAUGGCAAAACACUUGCCCCGCAGUGACGUCGUCCUAACCCAGUCCAAAACCUGCCCCGCAGUGACGUACCGCGCGGCCAACUUGCCCCACAGAGUUCUCGCUCAAACCCGCUGGCUACGUUCGUUCCUGACCAUGGCCCGCAGUGACGUCAGCGCGCUGUUCACUUGCUCCGCAGUGAUGUCGUCCUGCCCCGUUCCCGAAAUUGCAGCCGAACUGCCCCGCAGUGCUGUCACUCAGACAGCGCAGGCGCCCAGCACGUUCCUAGCUUGGGCCCGCCCUCCGCGUGACGUCAGAGCGACGCGGCCCCGCUGCUGCGUCCAAAUCCGCGUCUUUCUCCCGCUGUCCAAGCGCAUGCACACGUCAUGGGCCACACUGACCGCGGUCCAGCUCUGUCCCAAGGGAAGUCGGUGGGGAAGGGGGAAUAUCACGGUCAGAUAAUGAUCUGCCCCUCAGUGACGUAUCAAUAUUGCCCUUCCGCCCCGCACUUGCGUCAGCGCGUAGUUCGCCCUCCACACUCUGAUGUCAGCACGUGAGCCAUCCGCCCGAACGCGAACCAGUCGCCGUUCCCGAAGCGUCGGCGAGCCGCCUGAGGGAAACCAUAGGAGAGAUGGGCCACACGCUCUUAUUGCCGGUGCAAGUGCACGCUGUGAGCCGCGACUGUGGUGUGAGGGCGGAGGUAGAGCGCUGCUACCCUCCCCUCUGCUCUCAGCUGAUCGGGUGGCGGCCGUUCGCACAACAAACCCUGCGUCACUUCCGGUACGCCUCUUGCCCCGCACUGACGCUGCGACGGGCGCCGCCUCUCCCGGUUGCCCCGCAAUUGUGACAUGGAUAUUGUUUACUUGGAUUUUCAUGAGACCUUUGAUAAUGUGCUGCAAAUGAGGCUGCUUAACAAGAUGAGGGCCUGUGAUAUUACAGGCUCAUGGAAAGAAUUGGGAAUAAAGGGAGCCUUUGUUGGUUGGCUGCCGGUGACUAGUGGUGUUCCGCAAAGAUGGAGCAGAGGUUCUCAACAAAGCGGGCCCUCCCGGUCUCAUCCAAGUAGAGGAGGCUGCAUCAGGGUACUAGGCACAGUAGAAGACCCCAACAGAUUUGCAGCAUCUGCAGAAUUCCUGUUGUUUGCUACUGUGACUGAUGGGAUCCUGCUGACCCUGGGGGCUGGACAGAGAAACCCCACCCACCCCGACACAGUGAUGAUGGUGUGUCUGCUGACUGUGAAGGAAUCCCAGCUGAGGCUCGUCUGCUUCGCAGUCCGUAUGUCCAGACAGUCGAUGAUCCACUGCUCUCCGAAAUACGGUACCACACACCAAUCGCAGACCCAUCCCCACCGGUACCGUACCCCGGUGUUGUACAGUGACAGACCCGUCCCCACUGGUACCGUACCCCGGUUACACAGACAGACCCGUCCCCACCGGUACCGUACCCCGGUGUUGUACAGUGACAGACCCCUCCCCACCGGUACCGUACCCCGGUGUUACACAGCGACAGACCCGUCCCCACCGGUACCGUACCCCGGUGUUACAGUGACAGACCCGUCCCCACCGGUACCGUACCCCGGUGUUACACAGUGACAGACCCGUCCCCACCGGUACCGUACCCCGGUGUUACACAGUGACAGACCCGUCCCCACCGGUACCGUACCCCGGUGUUACACAGUGACAGACCCCUCCCCACCGGU